Molecule: messenger RNA, 835 nt
Organism: Corvus hawaiiensis (hawaiian crow)
Lineage: Eukaryota; Metazoa; Chordata; Aves; Passeriformes; Corvidae
Gene: UCN3
Product: urocortin 3
Exons: 2
Coding region: 128-595 (155 amino acids)
Biological process (GO): cellular response to nutrient levels; hormone-mediated signaling pathway; adenylate cyclase-activating G protein-coupled receptor signaling pathway
Cellular component (GO): extracellular region
Molecular function (GO): hormone activity; corticotropin-releasing hormone receptor 2 binding
Source: RefSeq, a predicted model, not a curated record
UCCCAGCCCCUCUUCCAAAAAUCAGGGAACAGCCAGGGAGAAGUUCGGGAAAGGCUCCGAUGCCUCUUUCCUGGGAGUGAUUCCACAGAUUCCUUCCCAUCCCAUCCAGGAAAAGCAGGCCACCGCAAUGUCCCACCCCAGGCUGCUGCUCCUCCUCAUCCUGCUCGGAGCUGCCGGGACCGGCCGGGCCCUGAGCCUCUCCAACGCCGCCUCCAUCUUCAGCUGCCUCAACGCCGCCCUCUCGGAAGCGCAGAAGAUCCAUCCCGAGGAAAACGCCGUCCUGGAGAAGCGCGGCUCCGAGUCGCCGUCCCUGGAGGAGGCGUCCGAGGAGGACAGGGAGGAGGCGGCGGAGGAAGAUCUGGGGAAAAGGACGUUCCCGGGGGAAGGCCACUACAAAUACGUGUCCCAGGCGCAGGUGAAGGGCAAGACCUACCAGAACCAGGCCAAGAGCGACCGGCGCACCAAGGUCACCCUGUCCCUCGACGUCCCCACCAACAUCAUGAACAUCCUCUUCAACAUCGCCAAGGCCAAGAACUUGCGGGCCAAGGCGGCGGCCAACGCCCACCUCAUGGCCCAGAUCGGGCGGAGGAAGUGACUGGGCCACCCCGGGCCACCGCCGGCGGGGACUGAUGGCCGCGUGUGACAUCAGUGUUGUCUAUUUUUGACCCAUCGAGCGACCUCACGUUCAUCUCCCUUCUCCCCCUUCCCUCCUCCCCGAUCUCCCCUGUCUUUCCUUCCGGACAUUUCCAUGCGCAGGGAAGAGGUUCCUGUCCCCAGCAGGGCAGAGGGGACGCGUCACCCGGGAAGGUUCCUGAUUAAAGCUGCGAUCUCUGGA